AUGGGGCCUGUCAGCUACUCCUCAGAGACCUAUGACUUGAGCCAGGUGGAGCUGAGUGGUUACUAUGAAGCUGAGAACACCACCCCUUCUUUGGAGGGCUACUUCUGCUUCAACCCAGCCUCAUCUGUGGUUGGCAACCAGGGAGACCCCUUCAGAAAGGUCUUCAUGCCCCUCAUCUAUCUGCUGAUGUUUGUGUUGGGGACUCUGGGCAAUGCUCUGGUCCUGGUCAUUUUAGAGAGGUUCAAGCGGUCUCGUACCACCACAGAAAACUUCCUUUUCCACCUCACCCUCGCCAACCUAGCACUGUUGCUCACCUUCCCAUUCAGUGUGGUGGAGAGCCUGGCUGGGUGGGUAUUUGGGAGGCUCCUCUGUAAGAUACUCAGUGCUGUCCACAAGAUCAAUUUCUACUGCAGUAGCAUGCUGCUGGGGUGCAUCGCAGUGGACCGUUACCUGGCCAUCGUCUAUGCGAUCCACACCUACCGCAAACGCAGAGCUCGCUCCAUCCACCUCACCUGCAUGGCUGUCUGGCUCUGCUCAUUGCUUCUGACUUUACCUGAUCUCGUCUUCAUGGAAGUCUGGACGGAUGACAGCAACCGCAGCAUUUGCUAUUUUCCAGAAGUUGGGAUUGAUGGAAACAAUGCAUGGCUGGCAACUCGCUUCCUCUACCACACCGUGGGCUUCUUUGUGCCUCUGCUGGUCAUGUGUUACUGCUACAUGGCCAUCAUCCGGGCACUGUGUCAGUCCCAGCGCCUGCAGAGGCAAAAAGCUGUCCGUGUGGCCAUCCUGGUCACAGGCAUCUUCCUCCUGUGCUGGAGCCCAUACCACAUUGUCAUCUUCCUGAACACACUUACCAAGCUAGAAGCCUUCACCAAGAACUGCCUCCUGGAAGACCAACUGGACACAGCCAUCAUGGUGACAGAGGCCAUUGGCUUCACACACUGCUGCCUCAACCCCAUCCUCUACGCUUUUAUUGGGGUCAAGUUCCGUAAUGACUUCUUCCGGAUCCUGCAGGAGCUUGGCUGCAUAAGCCAGGAGACUCUGCAAGAGAUCCUGGAGGUGACAAGGAAGGGUAGUGGGAUAGAGUCUGACAACAUCACCUCCAUCUCCACUUUCUAG
Messenger RNA from Melospiza georgiana, 1116 nucleotides. RefSeq names its product C-X-C motif chemokine receptor 5 (gene CXCR5). The record is from RefSeq and is a predicted model, not a curated record. Gene Ontology annotation, biological process: chemotaxis; lymph node development; immune response. Gene Ontology annotation, molecular function: C-X-C chemokine receptor activity. NCBI's taxonomy places the organism in Eukaryota, Metazoa, Chordata, Aves, Passeriformes, Passerellidae. Gene Ontology annotation, cellular component: membrane. The transcript is spliced from 2 exons. The coding region runs from base 1 to 1116 and encodes 371 amino acids.